AUGUCUUACUUGGAAAAUAUAGUGGUAUCCUACGGCGAGACUCCUACCUCCGAGCCCGCCGAUGCCAUCAGGACUAUCGAUGCCAACAACGACGACAUCAAUGCCAGUUUUAAGGGAAAAUACGUCUGGCUUUCUGCGAGAUAUGGCUCCGGCUCAUCCAACAAGGUCUCCGGGAUCGACAUCAUCAUCCAGGCGGACAAGGAUGACAGGUAUGACGACCUGGCUAAAGGUGCCGGCGGCGAUUAUAGAUACCUGAACUUGCGAAAGGAUGGCAGUAAGAAGAUAGUUAAUGUUGCCCUUCUUCGCCGUAAGGAGAGUGUCAGCUUUGAGACAGUCCACCAGCUGGGAUACGACGGGUACUCCACGGAUAUCAACAAGGGUCGUGGUGGAGACUAUCUCUAUCUUGUGUGGAAGUCUGACUAG
Messenger RNA from Aspergillus pseudoviridinutans, 423 nucleotides. RefSeq lists its product as uncharacterized. Bases 1 to 423 code for a protein of 140 amino acids. The record is from RefSeq and is a predicted model, not a curated record. The transcript is spliced from 3 exons. NCBI's taxonomy places the organism in Eukaryota, Fungi, Ascomycota, Eurotiomycetes, Eurotiales, Aspergillaceae.